Molecule: messenger RNA, 4566 nt
Organism: Python bivittatus (Burmese python)
Lineage: Eukaryota; Metazoa; Chordata; Lepidosauria; Squamata; Pythonidae
Source: RefSeq, a predicted model, not a curated record
UAACAGAUGGUUGAUCCUACCUUAGCAGAAAUGGGAAAAAAUCUUAAUGAGGCCAUGAAGCUGCUUGAAGAUAAUCAAAGGAAAACAGAGGAAGAAAAUGAAAAGAACUACACAAGAAAGGAUAUUCCUGGGCCACUUCAAGGCAGUGGACAGGACAUGGUGAGCAUUCUCCAGUUAGUUCAGACUCUUAUGCACGGAGAUGAGGAAGAAGAAUCACCACAGUCUUACCGGCUUCAGAAUGUGGGGGAACAGGGUCACAUGGCUCUCUUAGGACACAGCUUGGCUGCUUAUAUUUCGGUACUGGACAGGGACAGACUGAGGAAACUUACCACCAAAAUCCUUUCUGAUACGACUCUGUGGCUUUGCAGACUCUUCAGAUUUGAAAAUGGGUCAGCAUAUUACCAUGAAGAUGAUCGCGAAGGGCUCUUAAAAGUCUGCAAGCUUGUGAUUCACUCCCGCUACGAAGAUUAUGCUACUGAAGGUUUUAAUGCAUUGUAUAACAAGCAGCCGGUGGUGUACUUCAGCGCUGCGGCAAGAUCUGGUUUGGGCCAAUUCCUUUGCAGUCAGCUCGGCUUACCUCUUUCCUGCAUGUGUCGGGUGCCGUGUAACACGAUGUUUGGCUCCCAGCAUCAAAUGGAUGUUGCUUUAUUGGACAGACUGAUCAAGGAGGACAUUGAAUCUGGAAAGCUGCCUAUAUUGCUAGUGGCCAAUGCUGGCACUCCAGGGGCAGGGCAUACAGACAAACUUGGACGACUGAGGGAACUCUGUGAGCAACACGGCCUGUGGCUCCACGUUGAAGGGGUGAAUCUAGCCACUCUGGCUUUGGGUUACGUCUCAUCUUCCAUACUGGCAGCAACAAAAUGUGACAGCAUGACACUGACCCUCGGACCCUGGUUGGGUCUUCCAGCAGUGCCUGCAGUGACUCUCUACAGACACGAGGAUCCUUCUUUGUCUUUAGCGGCAGGCCUGACCUCCAGUCAGGUAGUAGAGAAACUGCGUGCCCUGUCACUGUGGCUGUCCUUGCAGUACCUUGGCCAUGAUGGGAUUGUGGAAAGAAUUAAGCAUGCCUCCCAGCUGAGUCAACGGCUAUUGGAAAACUUGAAGAACCAAGAUUUUAUUAGGACCUCAGUCGAAGAUGAAUUUAGCUCUCCUGUGGUGGUGUUCAAGUUUUCCCCAGAAAUGUCGCAUAUAGAUCAUAUGUUACACGCCACACAAUCAUCUGCGGUCACCGGGAAUGAGAGAGACACGUGUGAUACUUUUAACCAGUGGCUUGGAGAGCAGUUGGCUCAGUUGGUUCCUGCCAGUGGGGUGGAUCUGGUGGAUCUGGAGGAUGAAGGCACUUGUGUGAGAUUCAGCCCCUUAAUGACUUCUGCAGUUUUAGGAACUGAAGUUCAAGAUGUGGACCAGUUGGUGGAUUGCUUAAAAAUGAAGGUCCCCGUUCUAAACUGCACUUUACAGCUGAGAGAGGAAUUUGAACAAGAAGUGAAAAGAACCGUCGGCUUGUCCUACGUGGAAGAUUUUAGCUGGCCUGGCCUUGGUGUGGUCAGGUAUAAGGGGCAGAAUGAAGACAAACAGGAGAAAGAGGUGGAGAAGAUAAACAGCGGCCUUCUGAAAAAGCUAAAUGAACUGGAAUCAGAUCUGCUAUUUUCCUCAGGGCCAGAAUUUGGAGCAGAGAAGAACUGCAUUUAUAUUGGAAUGGUCAUCGAGGAUCUAGACGUGUCUGAGCUGGUGGAGACCAUUGCCGCAGCAGGUCGCGAAAUUGAAGAAAAUUCACGGUUGCUGGAAAACAUGACUGAGGUGGUCCGAAAAGGCAUCCAGGAAGCCCAGGUUCAGCUCCAAAAAGCAAAUGAGGAACGGCUCCUGGAAGAGGGUUUACUUCGACAGAUUCCUGUGGUGGGCUCUGUCCUCAACUGGUUUUCUCCAUUUCAUGCCUCACCAAAGGGACAAACCUUUAACCUAACGGCAGGUUCUUUGGAAUCCACAGAGACAACAUACAUAUCCAAAGUACAGGGCACUGGGAUCACUCCACCUCCCACUCCCACAUCAGGCCGUGUUAAACAGAAGUUUCCUGGUCAAAAACUGUUUAAAAGGUCCGGGAGGAACUCGGAUGGGGUCAGCGAAACCAGCUCAGUGAGUCACGCUACUGACUUGGACAGAGGAGAACCCACUGCUUCUCCCCUCAAGCAGGAGAACGCCGAUCCAUUCAGCGAAAGCACGCCUCUCACCCAGGAAACCGUGGACGUUUCCCCGGGCACCAAGGCCCAGGCUUUGGGAAAUGACAGCACUCUAUCUGAGGAACAAGAGAGUCUUAGAUAAAAGCAAGGGUCUGUGCAUUAAGACUUUGUACAAAAAAAAAAAAGAAAAAAGAAAAGGGCACUUCCCUCCAGAGCAGGGAACUGAAUGAUGCAUUUAAAAUGUGAACCGUGCCAGAGGUAGUCAGUACAAAUUGCUAUUAAGGUGUGAUCGACUGGAGAUUUUGCACAAAGAUUAGUGGAAGGCUGUUCUCUCUACUUUCUUUUUACUUGUCUGCUUGGUUAUGAUUCCUCUUUUGUCCUGCACACCCGUUUACUGCCAAGGUUGGACUCCGAACGGCUUAAGAACAUUCCCCUCUUUACCAGGGAAUGUGCAAGAAUUAGAAGCCAACUCCAAAUGGAGUCCCAAGGAAUGCCUGGCUCUUUUUAAAAAAAAAAAAAAUUAAAAAGGUGCCUUGCACGGACAUUUCUUGGUUUUCUAAACUGAAUUGCACUUGGUGCUGGGAAUAAACAAAUCUAGUUUCUAUUUGCUAAGCCAACCAGCUGCUCGCUAUUUUUAUUUAAAAAGCGUUUAAAAUAUUUUUCAAGGUCUAGCUGCUUUUAUUGUUCAUAGGGCACUUCCUUUGGGGAUUAAGCUUGCUUUAAAAUUCCCUAAAUCUUUGCCUCAACAGAUAUCUGUCCAUUACUUUUCAGCACUAUUGGCAGACAAGAGAGGAAGAACAAGAUUUUGCCAUUUCACAGGGCCCUAAAAGAGUUGACUCAGCAUAGCUGUUACAGGUUCCUUGCCACGGCUAUGCUCACUGGCUGCUAAGAAGUAGGAGACGUCACACAGAACAAAACCCAGUUUGAAAGAUUUGCAUUGAAGGAAACAACCCCUUAUUGUCCUGUGCUGCAUUUUUGGGCAGACGAUGAUACAGUGACUGUAUGACUGGUGGCAUAUUGGUGUUUUUUUUCUCUUGCUAGAUUUUCUCAUCAGUUGGUUACAUUUGUUAAAUAUUGUAAAUAUUCAGAGAAAUUAGCUUAUUAUACAAUACUGCACUAUGGAAAAGAAAUAUACACACUGAGCUGACUUGGUUUUUAAAGUCAAGAGUAGAUAUUCAAGCAUUUAUUCCCCACCCAGCUGAUUAAUUAUGCCUUUGUUUUUGAGACAGAUUUAGCUCUUUCUCUGUUAAUCAGAGCAAAUUAUUCCCUGAGAGAAUUGGCUGCAAGUGACCCCUCCGAUGUUCUCCUGAUUUAAAAUAGGUGUUUCACAAAAAAGAGAUGAUUGAUUUUUUUUUUUUUAAUGAACAGCAUUUCUCUGUAUCGCAGUUUUCCCCAGUCUGCUGCUCUCUGGCUACGUUGGACCGGUUUCCAGCCAGAACCCAAGAAUUGUGGGAAAUGAAAUUCAACAUCCUGGAAGGGCAGCAGUUGGGGAACACUGUAGCAUCUAACAGAACUCCAUGUGGCUUGUGUAAGCUAAGAGACAGCCUUAUUCUCAGCAAUUGAAGAUGAUGAUCCCAUCCUAGCACUGAUAAUGAAUUAAGGAGUGGCUAUUCUCAGAAUCAUUUAUUUUGUGGUGGUGGUGGCAGUAGUCCAAUGUUGAGACUAUAAUGCAGCCUAGGCAGAGAAAAUGCCAUUCCCUUGACAAAAAGGAAAUUCCCAAAUUGAUCCACGUGGUUGUAGCUGUAGAAGUUGCUUAUUUGGAAAUAGAAAUUUUUCUGCUUUAAAACCCAAGGAUCCAAACAUGACUAACAUAAGUUAUGGGGGCCUCAUCAAACUAGAUCUUAUAGCAAAUGCUAGAGUUCUGUCCUAAUAACUUACUUGAGGAUCUAUUAACUUCUAUCAUUUACACUCAAGUGGGCGUAAAGAGUUCAAGUUCUGCUUAAUAUUAUUUAUGGAGGUUGAGAGACCAUCUAAGAGGUAAUGAUCAUCAUAUCUAGUUUACUCUUCCCCAUAGUAAGUGUUGCUUGGAGCUCAGCUAGAGUUGACUCAAGAUCUUCCAUGGGUACUGCAGCAACAGGCUUUAAUGACCAAAAUGUUUGUUAAGGGUUAAACAUUGCCUUGCUCUGUCUUGAUGGAGGGUGGUUAAGUGUACAAUUAACUCCAACUAUUAAGGGUUGAUUUUUCUAAAGUGCAAAUUUAAUUCUUGUCUUCCUUUUGACUGUUUAUUUGGUGCAAUGAUUUAUAUUAACUUGGGUUCAUGGGAGAAGGGUUAAAGUUAUAAUUGUUAAUAUAAAUUUUAAUGUUUUUAUAUCAAGCUGGCAGUUUUGCUGGAAUACAGUCCUAAUUUAGAUACUUCCUAAAUGCUUCAAUAAAGAUUCUUCAACUUGUUGUA